AUGGAGCCAACUAUCCUGAUCAAAGGGCUACAUGUAUAUAACCAAUGUGACCGCAGGACAGGCAAGGGUUUAGACUGGAAUUUGAAUUUUUUUUUUUCAAUCUAGCAUGUUUUUAUUAGGUACCCUGAUGAAAUAGGCACGAAGGUGGUGUCAAUGCAAGAAUGCCCUUUAACAUUCACAUUCAUUUCCUGGAGCCCCAAAUUCCUGGUUUACCGAAUAACCCUGUAUUGUUUACUAUGUUACAUUAUUAAACAAGGAAGCAAGAUUUAUAUUCCACUUAACAUAAACAUAAAUCGAAUUUACUAUGAGCACUUUUGAUCAAUGAUGCUGGUGAUUUAAAUAUCUAUGAUGCCAGUAUUUGAAUGAUAAAAUGUGCAAGCCUGAGAGUGUUAUUAUUAUACGAUUCAACUGGAUAUGAUUCCUCAGUUGCAAAUUGCAAAAGCAGGGCUCUCAACCAUUUUUUUUAAUUUAAAUCUGAUUUAACGUACUACAUAAAAUCCUAUGCUUUCCUGCUCUUGUAGAGUGAGAGCUGCUUAAAAUGUUUUCACUUUCUAAAUAUUAACAAUAUUCAUCCUGUAUAAUGGGCAUUUCCUCUACUGGUCCCAUUGUUGUAUAUGUCUGGAUGUCCCAUUUUCUCUCCUCCUCCUUUUUUAUUUUGUGCUCUGGUCCAUUAGUGCUUGUAUUACAUUGUGUGACCAUAUCCAUCCUUCACUCACUUCCCCCCUUCCUUCAUUCCCCCUCCUCCAUUCAGUCUCUCCUCCCCCAGCUCUCUUUGUUGCAGGGUGUGUGUGCAGCUGCAGUGAAGGGGCUGUGAACAGCAUCCUGUAUCCCUCCAUCACCAGACAGACAGGUGGGUUCAAAGACCUGGUACCUUUCCAAGAUAAUGAGAGAGGUUGUCAUCUGUGUGCUUUUAAUGCGUAUAACCUCCUGUGUUACUUCACCCCUAUAUCUGUGUCCUCCUGUACCCCUGGAGAGCCUGACACAGCCUUGCCCCUCCCUGCUGCCCCCUCCAUCUUCACAGACAAGGAAUCUCUAAAAUAUGCAGAGCUGUAUUUGCAUGAAUUUUGAUACAGAAUUGCAGACUGCAUUUGCUAGACUGGAAAUAUUCAAUUUAUAGAACAGAUGGUUUGGAUAUAAAUGUAUAUGGUAGAGAUAUAUGCAUUGAUUUAUGAAACAUGUUUUGAUAUUUGCUAAAUAUGAUUGCUCUGGGAAGGAUGUUUUUGUAAGAUUUGCUAUUGACAGCUCAAACCUUAUGGCCUGCAUGUUUGUCAUGAUAAAACAGUGACUGUUUGUUGAUUAAUAUACUGUGUUCAAAAACUGGACUACAAAUCUUUACCCACUGUCUUUCUUUCUGUACCCCCAAAAAAGCAAAAAUCUUUCAAAAUAAAGAAUUAUAUAUAUAUAUAUAUAUAUAUAUAUAUAUAUAUAUUGUGUUCCAUCUUGGUCUCACAAUGUAGCUCUAAAUUGAUGUAUUGUAGACAUAGAUAGUCACACAUAUAGACACUUAUAUAAGUGUUUUAGGCCUGUAGUAUUAGCAAUGUCUGUAGGUAUUCCUAUUAAAAGGAAUUGAUACAUUUAGAGUCAUUUUGAUUCUUCUCGGUUUAUUAGUAUAUGUGUAUAAGUGAUAUACACCACAGUGAGGAUAUUUGCUGCAAUUACAUGUUUUUGCUAACGGUAAAUGCUAAUUUCCCAAAAUGUUAAAGGAACACUCCAAGUUCCAAGAAUGUUUUGGAGGUGUCCCAUCGUAACCAAUCAAACUGUAUCAGCACGAUUUGACACUUGCCUGGGGUCAAACAGACACCCUUGUUGAUUUCAAGCUUGUAAGAGCUGGAUGUCAAUCAUGUGUAAGACAGCGCACACACAAAAAUACUAUUUAAAAUUUUGUAAGGCUACUCAAAAUCACCUAUCUCAGCAAACAAAUAUGGGAUUCAGUUCCACCAUAUGGCCAUAUUGUAUUAAGCCCACCACUACACCACAGUACCCCAAUAUCGGUGGGUCCUACACUAAUUUUAACGUGGAACACAAAUAAAUAGUGCUAAAUUAACUGAAGCGUAUUUUAUUAUUCUGUUGUAAGAGCAUUGUGAAUAUAUAUAAUGCAAAAUAAAUAUGAUUAAAAAAAAACACCAUUCAAAAAAAUAGUGUCAAAACUAAACAAUAAAAGUGAUAGUGCUUUGAUGUAUACACUCACAAUGCAAAUCAUAUCUGAUCUAUAUCACAUUAAAAUUAUUAUUAAAGUGACAUUGCUUUCUAAAACCUCCUUAAAGGACCACUAUAGUGCCAGGAAAACAUACUCGUUUUCCUGUCACUAUAGUGCCCUGAGGGUGCCCCCACCCUCAGGGUCCCCCUCCCGCCGGGCUCUAGGGGGAGGAAGGGGUUAAACUUACCUCUUUCUCCAGUGCCGGGCGGGGGACUCUCCUCCUCUUCCUCUCCGCCUCCUCUCCGCCUCCUCGGCUGAAUGCGCGUGCGCGGCAAGAGCCGUGCGCGCAUUCAGCCAUUCUCAAUGCUUUCCUAUGGACGCUGGCGUCUUCUCCCUGUGAAAGAAGACGCCAGCCACUAGAGGCUGGAUUAACCCUAUUAUAAACAUAGCAGUUUCUCUAUGUUUAUAGAAAAAAGGGUUAAACCUAGCAGGACCAGGCACCCAGACCACUUCAUUAAGCUGAAGUGGUCUGGGUGCUUAUAGUGGUCCUUUAAAGUUAUACUUUUCUGUGGUUACCUCCAAAGGGGCAUAAGCUGGAGGAUGGGGUGCUCCAUCCAAAAGGAAUCUGGUCUGGACUCCAAACAGACAAAGAAAAAAGAGAAUUGGGGGCACACCUUGAACAUGCAUUUCUCAUCAGUGGUGCUUCAGUAGAAACCAACAUUUUAAAUGGUCUCUACGGCAGAACCACUGCUGAGAAAUGCAUGUUCCGGUGUGCCCCCAAUUCCCAUUGUUUCUAUGUAGGGUUUCAUCCACUGGCUGAGAAUGUCAGCUGAACCAAUGAAUGAGUUCCUAUCUUGCACAAAAUUGACAUCAAGCUUCUACUGUCUCAGAAAAAUGGAAAGGGCCCAGUCGGACCCAGUAUUUAACCAAGCUAUUUUAGUUUGACAGGAUAUGGUAGAACUGCACACUGCAAUGGUUUUGACGCUUGGAGUGCCCCCUAAAAAGGCACACUCUAUGCACCAUAACCAUUAGAAUGGUUUACACUUCUGAAUGGUUUGUCACUUAUUUUAUGUUUGAAGCUUGUGGUCCUUCCGGUCUGAGUUGGUCUAAUGAAGCAGAAGUCCAUACUGCUGCAUAAUCAUUCCAACUCAUAUCUUUGUGCUCUAGGAUUAUUGGUGCCACUGUCCCUUUAAAUAUAAUAAAAUAAAUAAGCACAGUUCAAGUUUGUCAGAUGAUUGUGGCCCUAAGAUGCUUAAAAUGCAUAUAAUGACCCUUAAAGGAACGCUCCAUGAAGUCAAUGAAGUGGUUAUGGUGCCUGUAGUCCGCUGGUGCUAUCUUACCAUUUUUGGACAGUUUAAUACUAAAAAUGUUCCCCCAGGUGCCAGACUUCUGCCUCUCCUCCUGUGAUUGAGCUAAUAUGAAAGCAUUCACUUGAGCAGUAAAAGGGUGGCAGUGGUAGGCUGAGAGCACUAAUUUGGAGAGAGAGUUACAAUUUUAUGCCAAAAUAGAGGAGUAGCUGACACCCUCAGCCUAAAACUGGCCACUUGCCAAAACCUCUCCUCAAACUGGAGGUGGAAAGUAAGGAAACUGGGGGGCAGCAGUGUCUGGAUAACAACUUUGGGGCUAAACUGCUGUAGUAAUUAUGAGCACCCUGGCCCAGUUUCCCAGUAAAGGGGCAAACAGUUUAGUAACAGUGUGCAGUCUUACUUGGGUCCUUGCUGAUCUCAUUCCAUGUGUGGUGACGCUCUAAUCUAAUGAUUUUUGCACAUCCAGUGUAACUAAUAAAAAAAACAACAACAAAAACAACAAAAAAUAGGUUCAUAUAUCAGUCCUGAUUGUUAAAUGCAUAAAAUGUUCAGAAUGUAACCCUUUAAGGACCAAACUUCUGGAAUAAAAGGGAAUCAUGACAUGUCACACAUGUCAUGUGUCCUUAAGGGGUUAAAUUAUUUUUGAUAGUUAACGCCAACCGUAUAUCAACCCACAUACUAACGCAAUACCAACCAUACCCCUUACCCAAUGCUUACACUAAUUCUAACCAUAUGCCUUCCUUAAUCUUACACUUAACCUUAGUCCUACACAAUCUUAUACCUUUAAAUAGCAUUAAUAUCUUAUACCCAACAUUAACCAUUAAAUAACCCUAACCCUACCCCAACACUAACUGUAACAAUACCCUACUCCAAGCAUGUCAAACUCAAAGGCUAGCAUGGGCGAAAUAAAAAAGGUUUUAGUUUAUGCCGCAAAAAAAACCCCAAAACCUUAAAUUUUCAUUGAAACGUAGGUUUAUUUUGAAAAGUACAGUAUUAAAAAAAACAGCAUCCCCCUCUUCUAAACUCCAUCCCCCUCUACUAAACCAAAUCCCAGUACCCCACCACUAUACUAAAUCCCAGCCCUUCCUCCCCUCUAUACUAAAUCCCAGUCCCCCAUCUACUAACCCCUGGCCCCUGUUUAAAAAUAAAACAAUAUUAGCCAACAAGCAGACUUCACUCACAUUGCCGCUGCCAGUAUGCAGUAACCCACUAAUCAAUUCUGUAUGCUGCCACUAUAACAGGCCGUUUUCAAAACUACAUGUAGUGUCAUUGUUAAUGGAGCUCUGGUUCCCAACCAAUUAUACAGAUAUUUGUGCUGGGCAUCUGGCAAAGCCAAGCACCAAUCACAAUUGCCUAGGAGACCAGUAUUAAUGCCUAUUUAACCAUUUCAUGUAAAAGUCUGGAGCCACUGAAAAUGACCCCAGAAGACAGAGGCUAUCCAGCUAUCCAUUGAUACAUGCUCACACCAAAUAUGCAGGGCGUUCUAUGCUAUUUUCCCUGCUUAGUGUGGUAUGGCACAGAAAGCCCUAACAUCCUUAAGGGAGUAAUAAUUAUAUUCCUUUACUUGCCUUUAUUCAUAUUUAUUAUUUUUUCUUUCUUGCCGGAUCACAAACCCUGAGCGCGGCCAUUUUGUUUUCCUUGUCCAUGAUGCCAGCUGUUUGCCCUUCUGUGGGAUUGGUUUACUGAUGGAUUGUGGGUAGAUUUGGUUGGUAACUGAAUCAGAACUUUGCUUUAAGCUCCGCCCAUUGUCAACUCUAGUGCGACUCAGAAUUUCUGUCGUUUAUUUAAACACUCAGGACAAACAAAGAGAUUCAGACACAGGGAGCUAUAUGGAAACAGGUUAGAUAAAGGUCUAUUUUUGGUGGCAUAGCAGCUUUAAUAUGGACCACACAUUUAUUUUUAUUUAUUUUUUAGAAAAAAGUUACCAAUGUUGGUUCUUAGUUGGCUAAAUACAUGAAGGCCAAAAUUUCAGCCUGAAGGAGGAGACAGGUCAUAUGUUUUAAGAAUAUUAUACUGCCCUUAAUGACCAAUAUACCGUCAAAUAAUCUUAACCUGACAGUCUACUUCAAAGAACAGCUUUAAUUACUGGUAAAUCUUAAAGGGACACUAUAGUCACCAAAACAACUACGGUUUAUUAAAUAUGUUCUGGAGAGUAUACUCAUUACCUUCAGGCAUUUUGCCGUAAAUACUCUCUUUUCAGAGAAAAUGCAGUGUUUACAUUACAGCCUAGUGAUACCUUCACUGGCCACUCCUUAGAUGGCUGCUAGAGGUGCUUACUGGGCAGUGCUGCACUGUAAGCAGCACUGCCAUUCAGUGACUCCAUCCUCUGCAUGUAGACACUGACGUUUUCUCAUAGAGGUGCAUUGAUUCAAUCCACCUCUAUGAUGAGAUGCUGAUUGGUCAGGGCUGUUUGACUUGUGCUGGCUCUACCCCUGAUCUGCCUCCUUGACAGUCUCAGCCAAUCCUGUAGGAAAGCAUUGUGAUUGGCUCAGAACAACACUUCUGAUGAUGUCAGCCAAGCAGGAAGAUCAGGGGCACAUUUUACUAUAUUUGAGGGGACAUGGGGGAGUAGGGGCAGAUGGUAGUUUUAACACAUAGGGUCAGGAAUACAUGUUUGUGUUCCUGACCCUAUAGUGUUCCUUUAACUUGCCCUCUGUUUCUGAUGAGGCUUAUGAAACACUUUCCUACUUAUCUAUAAACAUUUGCCACCCCUGAAAACCAAGAUCAUUUAUACCCUGACCUAUACUGGGCAAUUUAAUCAACAUUUAAAUUGGCAUGCCUCCCAACCAUCACCCAGACAGUUACGGUUUUUGGGUCCUUUCAAGGAACUAUAAAAUAUAACAGAAAUUAUGUGUAGUUGGCGCUAGUAAAUGCAACAAAUAUUCCCAGUGUCAAUGAUCACCUACUUUAGCAUAAAGUAAUAUGACAUAUAUAAAAGGUGGGGAGUGCACAUAAAACAACAAAUACUUAUAGAGAUCUUCGUAAUAAGUAAUAGUUGGUUGGUUAUAAUUAGUUCAGAGCUUUAUAGAAAACAUAAGAACAGAUGCUUUCAUAGCGUAAUACAGUCGUAUUUUAUAUAUAUUAAAUGAAGACUUUUCCACAGAACUAAUCACAUUUACCAGAGCCACAUAUAGCAGACUCUGGCUGGUAAAGCAAGUAGUUUGAUCUAGCACUCUCACUACGACGCCCUGUGGCGGGGCUCCUGUACUCAGACUGAGUCCCUCUGCCAGGUCAGUUUCCUAGCUACUGCCAGGACUCUGAAGCACUUCAGACCCAGUCGCCAAAGCUUGACUAGAGUCUCUGAGGUCCUCUUGUCUGGACCAGGCUGCAGUGAUUGUAGCUCAAGACUUUCUCUCCUAUAGAUCAAUUAUAGCCAUAUUAACCCUUCCACCAAAUACUAAUCAAGGCAUAGCAUAUGGUAAAACACAACUGAGCUUUAUUGAUAACAGCACAUCUAUUUAUACCCCCAGCAGCCUCAUUUAGAUAUAGUAUACACAAGUCAACCAAUGGCAGGAUGGACUUGGGAUAGCAACCAAUCACACUACAGAGCUUAAUUACAUUAGUGUGAAUGUAGCACUGGGGAUAGACAUUAACAUGGGCUGUUAAUCACAUGGGGGAUUUAAAUGAGAUUUAAAUGAGGGACAGGGCAGCGUAGAAGUGACCCUCAAACAAUAGGACAACACCCUGCUGGGGAAACAAUAAGACAGGAAAGGGGUUGGAGGAAAUGUACAUGGAGUGUGUGUCUGCUAGUGUGUGUCUGUCAGUGAAAGUGUGUGUUGGUUAAACAGUGUGUGCCAAUGACUGUAUGUAUGUGCCAAUGACUGUGUAUAUCAGUGCAUGUAUCAAUGAGGGCAUUUGUCUGUCAGUCAAAAAAGUGGCCUUGACAAGAAUUGUUGGGGCAAAUUUAGAUUUUGGGGGUGCCAAAUCCAAAAUACACCACUGGCAUACAUACCAUAGAAUAACUCUACCAUCCCAAACCAGAUGACAAGCAAUUGAAAGUUGAUGAAUUGUCUGUUACACUAGUAAUUGGAGAAACAUGACAAACACAUACCAUGGGGAAGAAGUAGUUACAACUGUCCCUCUCUUACACCCAUCUCUCCAAAAACAGAGCCCCGUUCUAGGCCCAAACUGCUUCAUUAAGCUAAAGUUGCUUUGGCGACUACAGUGUCCCUAUAGAGCCUUGAUUUUAAUAUUGUUUAAUAAGCUUUACAAAUAUUUUAAUAUUUUUGGAUAAACUUUAAAAUGUUAAAUAAAAUCUUUUUAUAAUAUUUAAUCAUUUUAAAAAUGAUUUAAUCAGUUGGAAAACCUAUCCAACAAUAUUAAAUUGAGGCCUAAGUUGGCAAUGGACAUCAGAGUCCAGUUCAGACCAGGCACAGACACGGACAACGUUUCAAGUUAAGAGGAGAAAGUGGUAUAGUAAGAAGAUGAAGGUUUGAUGUGGAAUGAAAGAAUGGUAUUGGCCUGCUUGUGUGCCAUUGGGAUAGGCUAUCUACCACUGGGCCUACGUGUAAAGUGGCUACACAGACCAUAUCUCCACCUGUCAUCUUAAUAAUAGGCUAAUGUGCUAGUAUUCAAAUAAUUGAAAUGUAAUGAUGGUUCAUUCAAAGAUUUAUUUGUAUUACAAUAUCCAUCUUAAAAAAUUAACAUUAGCAUUACUUUAUCAAUAACUAGUCUACCUUAUUCUUCAGGCAGCACAAUGAAAGGGGAUACCCCCGUGAACAGCACCCUGAGUGUUGGGCAAGCCAGGAAAAUGGUGGAGCAGCUUAAGAUUGAGGCUUCCAUGUGCCGUAUUAAGGUAUGUACUCAGUGACUGAUAACAGUGCCCCGGUCAUGUAAGGUUGUGUGUAGCAUUACAGAAAAGUGUUAAUGUAUUCUACAUUUUUUUUUUUUUUUUUUAUAUUGACACAGUUAUAGAAAGACAUGUGUACAGGUACAUAGUGAAUAACAGGCAUAUACCACGUUGUAUACAGUUAUACAAAGAUUCAAAUGGCAUCAUAACCUCUGUGCAUAUAUUCAGUUUUUACAUGAGCAUUGUAGUACAUCAUUAUUCAAACACCACCUAAAUAUACCUGUACACUAGUGUGCGAACUGAGUCAAAAGUUAGUUUAUUUUCUUUGCGUAAGAAAGGAGAACUUGGGGAUGGGGUAGGAGGGUAUGGUGGCAUGUCGGGUGAGAGGGGUCCUUGGUUGCAAACUGGUGACUUCCUUCAGCCAAUCUUCUGUCAUAGUGUAGUCUCUGGGUGUGAGUGGUGUGAAAUCCCAACCUCGCUCUAGGUGACACAGUAAAGAUAAAUAUUGUACAGAGUAGGGUGCCCACCCCGGGUUCUACAUCCUUAUGGAGUUAGGGUUUGGUUGUGGUUUUGUUCGCUGUUACCUCUGGUAUGUAUCCAUACAAUAGUAUCGUCUCUGUGUGCAUAGCACCCCUUAUGAGGCAGGUUAUCGGACUAUGAGUCUGCCUAGUUGAACCAGAUUAAUGGUUUUGUCUGGAUUUUUGUUCGAAUUUGAUCCAUUUAUCCCAAGCUAUUUCCCAAUAAUACCUAUAAUUGGGGUGCUUCCUCUUGGGGGGCAUAUUUUGUUUCCUUAUCGCUAGUUCAUACAGACAUGUUUGGUCUAUUUGUUGUGUGCACCAUCUCAUGGUGGGGAUUGCCUGAGAGCACCAGUUUUGAGCUAUGAAUGAGAGCGCUACUAUAACUAUGUGGAACAGGAGAUAUUGCUCUGGCUUUGGUAUUGAGAUCGGGACAUGAAAUAGAAUAUAAUGUUCUAAGUGGUGGGGCAGGGUAAUGCCUGUGCAGUCCCAUAUGAGCUUUGCAACUUGCUUCCAGAACGAGAGAAGUCGAGGACAACUCCACCAUAUAUGUGACAUACAUCCAACUGCCGAUUGGCAUCUCCAACAAUGGUCGGACAAGUUAGGACUAAUGCGGUGAAGUUGUGCUGGUGUCAAAUACCACCUGUAAUUGAAUUUUUUUGCUAGUUCAGUAUGUUUGGUGCAAAGUGUCAGGUUUUUAGGUGUAGUGCUCAUUCUUUCCCAUUCGUUUUCAGUGAAUGAUUUAUUCAAUUCAAUUCCCCAUACGUUAAUUAAAUAAUAGUCUGUCAGUUUAUAUUUUUGAGGUAAUGCUGCAUAUAUCAGGGAUAUAAGUUUUUCUGGAAUGUAUUCUACAUUGUAACAUAGGUUAACACACAAAAAAAAAAAAAAUAUGUUGUCUUUUACAAGGGUAUACCAUUGCCUUUUCUGACAUUUAGAUAAUUCCACCUAACAGAUUAUGAAUUCAAGGAAUAACGCUGCAUGCAAACACACCUUAUUAAAACACCACACCCCUGCAUAUUCAAAAACCAACACUAGACACAAAUGCAUGCCUGUUUUCAAAUGCCAACACUACAUCCCCUACAUUCAAAAGCAUUUUUAAAAUGAACAAAGCUUAUUUUUAACAACAAAAAUAUUUUUUUAAAGGGACACUAAAGUCACUAGAACCACUACAGCUUAAUGUAGUGGUUCUGGUGUCUACAGUCUGUCCCUGCAGACUUUUCAUUGUAAACAUUGCCUUUUCUGGGAAAAGGCAGUUUUAACAUUGCUGCCUAGUAACACCUCUAGUAGCAAUCACUCAGACGACUACUAAAGUGCUUCCUAUCUCAGAGCUGCACAUGUGGAGCACUUAGGUUCAGCGUGUCCACACUAUGCAUGGAGAUACUGAGCAAUCCUCAGAGUUGCAAUGAUUCAAUGCAUCUCUAUGAGGAGAUGCUGAUUGGCACGCAGCCUUUUGACGCGCAUGCGCAAUGGCUUCCCAAUGCUUUCCUAUAGCAAGCAUGAUUAUCUCAGCCAUGGAGGCGGGGCCAGCCGUGGCAAGGCAGGCACGGCGUGGGAAAAAAUGGUGAUUUAAAAAAAAACAACAUCCCCAUGUGAUCGGAAGGGGAAUGGUCACCUAAACAUACACAAUCAUCGACACAAACACUUCACUGCCUAAAUAAACCACUAUUUAGUAGGUAUAUCCCCAAUGAAAACAUGCAUGAAUUUAAUUAUGCAUUUCAUUUUCAUUGGGGGUAUAUCCAAAAACAGCUUGCAAAAGCGGCAGAUCUUGUCUCAGACUUUCUGUGGCUGCUGAAUUACAGACCAGUGCAGCUCAAUGAAAAAUCUUAGCAAGACAGGUGCUGUAGCCACUUGCCAGUCUCUUGAGUUUUGUUACACUAAGCUAAGCAACCAGGAAGUGACAGGACUGGUUGUCUGACUGAAAGCAAGGGGCGUGUACCAAGGUUAAUUUAUAAAAGUUCCCAUUCCUAUUGAAAUCUGUUUGUUUUUUUUAUACAAAAUGAAAGAGUACACUCUUCACAUGUAAAGCACUUCAGCAAGCUAAAGUGCUUUAUGAGUUUGGAGUGUUUCUUUAAUAUGUUUUUGCUAGUGUGAGUAGGCUUUUGACACUGUUACAUGACACAGCAACAUACUAAGGAUAUUUUUUACUCAGCAAUAAAUGCAUAUUCAAGUACAAAAAAACAAGUCCUGCGCUCAAACUCCCACUACUCUUGGGCGGCAGCAAUGACCAUAGUACACAUCAGCCCAAAUCCAUACAGUAAAACCCAAAGAAAAUAAAAGUUACCUGUGCUCUUCCCAAAUCCCUAUGUAUAUUUAAACAUAUAAAUAUUAUUUCGUUACUUCAAUGGCCAUGAGAGGGAAUGCCCACCUGCCACGCCAAGGCAAACCUCUUAGGUGGGUCCUACACUAAGCAUUCAACUUGCUUCCUUGAACUUCUGGCAAGGAUAUCUCUAAUGAGACAGAGAGGGGUAUUUUUAUCUAAACCCCUACAUGCUUAUUAACCCUUAAUAGGGAACACAUGGGAUUGGCAGCAGCAUUGCAACCUAGCUGUGUGAUACAAAAGUGAAUGCAAAUACAAAAAACAAGUCCUCCGCUCAAACUCCCACUACUCUUGGGCGGCAGCAACGACCAUAGUACAAAUCAACCCCAAUACAUACAGUAAAAACCAAAUAAAAAAUAAAAAAAAGUUACCUGCACUCUUCCCAAAUCCCUAUGUAUAUUUAAACAAAUGGACACUCAGAUCCUGGUGGAAUCUUUGGAAUCUGGAUGUACCAGUUAUAAAGCAGAGUUUGUCAAUCCAGACCCCACGUAAAUCCAUUUGCAAAACCUGAACUUAAAAUGCAAUUCAUACUUACACAACAUUUAACAAAACAAAAACGGAUUUGUGAAUAACACCUCAAUGGGGGAUGAGUUUAAAAAGUGGUUCCCAUGUGGAAAUUUGGACAACAGAACCUGGGCUGCCAUCAGAAAUUUUGAGCCCCCUAACACAGCUGAAGGUCUGGGCCCCCUUGGGUCUACCUCCAAAUCCGCCCACAAAGAAGCAGUGUUUGUAGAGUGGGUACAGGGUGUGUUUGUGUAUAGUAUGCAGUGUGUAAAGUGAACACGCACACUGAUAUACACACACACACACAUAAUCUGUGUUUGAAUGUAAGCAUAUUUUUGUAUGGAGUAUAUGUGUGAAUGUUGGUGUUUGAAUGCAGGUGUGCAUUUGUGUGUAGUGUAUACACUACCACAGACACACACACCCACACUGAAACAUACACAGACACUCAAAAUAUUUACAGAGAACGAACACACAGAGACAAACACAGAUAUUCCUGACAUACACACACUGACACAUAGAUACAUAAUAAAAGACACAUACUGAAACAUACAUACGUACACACACACAUACUGAAACAGACACACACAAACAUAUACACUGACAUACAUACACACACACACAUAUACUGACAUGCAUACAGACACACACAUGCAGCUAAUUUUUCAGCCACCCUCCUGUUUUUUACCUUUUCGAUGCAGGAGGAUGGCUGUGGCUUAUGGGAGUCAGUCUGGCUCUCCCUCUUCACAGCCUGUCAUCUCCAUCCUACGUGGAAUAAGCUGGGAGGAAGUGACCAGCCAUCACUUCCUCCCAGCACUAGUUGCGGCUGACAUCAUUAAAAGGGGUCCGGUCACGCUGUCAAAGCGCCACAGUGCUGACCAGUCCCCUGAACAUAUAUGCCCAUAGGGUGGCUCUAAGUGCAUGGGCCCAAUCAGGGUGUGGGCACUGAUGCAGUUCCACCAGCAGCAGUUCUGCCACUACAUGUGGGGCCCAGAGCCCCCCAGGAGAUACACAGACACAAAUAUGCAUACUGAAACAGGCAUACACAUACAACAUACAUACUGACACACAGACACAUAAUAACAUACAGACAGACACACAUACAUACACCCCUGAUGGCGCCCCUAAACAGAACAGUGCAACUGCUAUAACAAACCAAAAAUAUAUUUUAUUUAUUACGAAUCGUGACAGAGACCAUGAACAAAAAUUAGAGAAAGAGUAAUUUUUUGGGAUCAUUUUAUUUUGUAUUCCCCAUCUGACACCUGGACCUACUUGUACUGUACAAGAUAACACUGUCAUAACAAACAGACCCAAAGCAUGAGAAAAGAAGUCUUACACAAAAUACAUUUAUUUACAAUUCAUACAAAAGGCAAAAAUGUUGGGCAGAAAUGCAACAGAAGAAAAAUUGUUUACUAAUUUUGUAGGCACUUGAAUGUCAACUGUCCCAUGCUCCAAAAUGACAGACAAGCUUAGUUAUUCACUGAAGUGAAAAUUGUUGAGAAUUCAAAAUAAAUUUCAGAUUUAAGGCUAAAAUAUCAAAGUUGAAAGCACUUUGGCUUUUUUGGCCUUGAAUUUGAAAUGCACAUUGUAUUCUUGAUAAUUCUCUCUUUAGUACCUUGAGGAUUAUUCACAUAAAUUAUUAACUAAAUGCCACAUUUUUGAGAAUUAAAUUUGAAUGGCAAAAGUGAGGUAAAAUUAGGAAUAGUCUUCUGAAGUGGUACACCUAGUAACAUAACCACUACAAUUCAGGUCAGUGGUUAUAUUGCCAAAUGGUCUGCAGUUGAUUGUUUGGUUUCUUGUCAAUUCAUUUGGCUGCAGUUUGACAAAAAUAACAUUAUCCCUGGAACUAAGAGGUUGAUUCCUUAUUAACCAACUUAACGAGGCGUAAUUUACGCAUGCAAGUAAACCUUUUGACAUUCAAAAAACAAUAUCACAUUUUAUGUUGAGUUAGAGUUACCCCAUGCUUUCAACUUUAUACUCAUAUCAAGCUCAAAAAAACUUUUUCUUUCCCUACAGGUCUCAAAAGCUGCUUCUGACCUUAUGACUUUCUGUGACGCCCAUGCCUGCGAAGAUCCCCUCAUCACUCCAGUGCCCACUUCCGAAAACCCUUUCAGGGAGAAGAAAUUCUUCUGUGCUCUCCUCUGA
Pelobates cultripes (western spadefoot toad) is the source of this 13711-nucleotide messenger RNA. Lineage: Eukaryota; Metazoa; Chordata; Amphibia; Anura; Pelobatidae. The record is from the annotation of a GenBank genome assembly.